Lontra canadensis (Northern American river otter) is the source of this 2103-nucleotide messenger RNA. Its product is annotated as basic proline-rich protein-like. The record is from RefSeq and is a predicted model, not a curated record. Lineage: Eukaryota; Metazoa; Chordata; Mammalia; Carnivora; Mustelidae.
AUGCCGAUUCCUCCACCAGCAAUAACUAACCCGGUGUGGACGCCCGUUUCCUACAGGCCACCCUGCAGGGCCGGCCCAGGGGCGUGCACGCGUGAGACACAGCUCAGCCCCGGCAGCCGCGCCGGCCAGGCGCCCGCGCCCCCGGCUCCCCAGGAAGCCGGACGGUGCGGGAAGACCCUGCGGGGCCCGGGCGUGCGGCGAACGCACCGCUGGACAAGCAGGCACCGCACUGGGGCACAGCCUCAGUGUGGUCACCCACUCGGCGUGACCUUGGGGAAAGGAUGUCGUCCUGCCUCCACUCCCCGCUCCGUGACGGGGGAAAUCGGGCACCGCACCGCGUGCGCACGGGCGCAGGACCACCCCGCAGCAGGCGCCGUUCCGAGCAGCCUCCCGCCCCGGCGCCGGCCCCGACUCGGCCGCAAGAAGGCCGCCCGAGCCUCCCAGCCAGGCGGGGGCCGUCGGCUCACAGCCCGUCGGGGCUCGCGAUGGCACGACCGGCCGCCGCCCGAGGACGGCUCCCAGGAGCACGACCGGCCGGGACGAGCGCCCCGUCCCCGGCCGCACACACAGACGCGGCGCCGAGGGCGCUACCGCCAUGGCUCCUCCGCGCCGGCAGCAGCGGGCGCUCCCAGGCGGCGCAGGGCGCGGGCACGGCCGGCGGGGGGGCGAGCAGGCGGCCGGCUCCGGGACGCGGCGAGGCGCGCGGGGAACUCCCGCACACUUGCACGGACCCGAGCCAACUCUCCCGGAACACUUUCCGGCCCCGCGUGCACACACCCGCACACCGACUGCUCACGGCCACACUCGCCGUCCCCGUCCAAACUCCCCAGGACACCCGCUCAACUCGCACCCCGGGCCGGACAGCGCGCGCCGGGCCCGGCACCCCCGGCGAGCCCCCCCCGCCCCGCCCCGCCCCUGCCCCCGGGGCCGGGGGAUGCUCCCGCCGAGCACCAACUAACCUGUCAGGGGCCCGGGCGGCUCCGCCUCCGCCCGCCGACUUUCCCGCCCCUCCCCCAGCCCCGGAGCCCGCCCGCCAGGGACACCCCUUCCCCCCCUCCCCCCCGCCGGGAGGGACUUCCCGGGCCGCUCAGGAUCCCCUCGCCUCGCUCCCCUCCCCCACCCCGCCGCCGCUCUCCCGGAGGUCCAGGUCCGGGAGGUGACAGGGGCGCCCGGGCCGCCCAGGCUCGCCUCGCGCACGGAGCACUUAGGCCCGAAGCCUCCGCGGGCGGCUCUGCUCACCGUGUCAGAGGCCGAGGCCGAGCGAGAGGAGAGUGCAGGGAAGUGGGGAAGGGGGGCGGCCGCCAAGCAGGCUCCUCGGCGGCCCCGGGUCGGCGGCGGCUCCCUGCCGCUUGUCAGGAGGCGUCCCGCGGGGGCGCGGACGGGCGGAACCGCGACGCGCACGCCCGCCCGCACGCGCCGGACGGGCUCCGGGCUCGCCUCGCUCUCCCCCCGACCCCCGCCUUCGGCCGCCUGGCGCGCCCGCCGGCCCGUCGGCGCUCGCUCGGGGGCGCCCGCUCGCACGGCCCCCCGCCCCCCCCUCGUCCCCUGUCAGGACGGCCGGGCGCGGGCCCUCACGCGUACCUUCGGCGGCGCGAGCCCCAGCCUCCUCCUCCUCCACCGCCUCUUCUUUCCUCCCCCCCCUUCCCCGCCCCCACGGCCACCAACCGCCGCCACGGCCGCCGCCGCCGCCGCCGCCGCCCCCCCCACAUGCCCUCCGCCCCUCGCGCGUGCGCCUCCCACAAUCCCCCCCGCCGGACCGUUCCAUUCCGCCGCCGCGGGAGCGGGUUGGGGGAGGCCCGGAGCCGCGGCGGGGCCGCCGUGAGGGCUGCAGCCCGGGCGAGGGGCGGGCGGGGGCCCGGGACGACUCACCGCCGCGGCCGCCGCGCCGCGCCCCCGACGCUGGCUUCGCGCUCGGCCGCCGGGCCCCGGUGGGCGCGUCGAGGGCGGCCCGGCUCCCCUCCGCCGGCUGGCGGGUGGACGCCGCGGCGGCUGCGCGCUGAGCAGCUUCCUGCCGAACGGCCCGAGCUCGCCGGGCGUUUGCGGGCAGCGCGGGGAGCGGCCGGCCUUCGGCGUCGCGUGCGGCUAGCGGCCCCGGGACCCUAG